Molecule: messenger RNA, 2073 nt
Organism: Pseudoliparis swirei
Lineage: Eukaryota; Metazoa; Chordata; Actinopteri; Perciformes; Liparidae
Product: kynurenine--oxoglutarate transaminase 3-like
Exons: 14
Coding region: 108-1457 (449 amino acids)
Biological process (GO): biosynthetic process
Cellular component (GO): mitochondrion; cytoplasm
Molecular function (GO): L-kynurenine:2-oxoglutarate transaminase activity; pyridoxal phosphate binding
Source: RefSeq, a predicted model, not a curated record
UGUAGCUGCAGACGUCGCGGUGCCUUAUUUCUCUGUCACGCGUACAUGGUACGUUUAUCACAACGAAGCUCCGACAGCGGUUAACUGUCGCCGCCUCCUUUCAGCACAUGAACGCGGCACGACGAGUCCUGAAUCGCUGCAAGGUUGCAUUUCAGUCCGACAACGUAAACGGCCAGCGGAGGUUCUGCACUUCACAGCAUACGAUGACCUCCCGGCACACGCACGCCAAGAGAAUCGAGGGGCUGGACAAGAAUGUCUGGGUGUCAUUCACUUCCCUGGCAGCUGACCCGUCCGUCGUCAACCUGGGCCAAGGAUUUCCAGACAUCCCUCCCCCGUCGUACGUCAAGGAGGCGCUAGCGCAGGCGGCAUCGGUCGACAAGAUGAACCAGUACACCCGGGGCUUUGGUCAUCCGUCUCUGGUGAAAGCGCUCUCUCAGGUUUAUGGGAAGGUCUACGAGCGUCAGAUAGACCCCCUCAAAGAAAUCCUGGUCACAGUGGGAGGCUACGGUUCCCUCUUCAGCACCAUGCAAGCCCUGGUGGAACAUGGAGACGAGGUCAUCAUAAUAGAGCCGUUCUUUGACUGCUACGUACCGAUGGUGCGAAUGGCCGGGGCCAAGCCUGUGUUGAUACCGCUGCGCCUCAAGUCUGGAAAAAAGACGGGCACAAGUGCCGACUGGUUUCUGGACCCGGAUGAGCUUUCCAGUAAAUUCAGCUCUAAGACCAAGGCCAUCAUCAUCAACACCCCCAACAAUCCUAUCGGGAAGGUGUUCACCAGAGACGAGCUGCAGACCAUCGCUGACCUCUGUGUGAAACACGACACCCUGUGCUUCAGCGAUGAGGUGUACGAGUGGAUCGUCUACCGGGGACACCGACACACCAAAAUAGCCACUCUGCCGGGAAUGUGGGACCGAACGAUCACAAUCGGCAGUGCGGGGAAAACAUUCAGCGUUACCGGCUGGAAGCUGGGUUGGUCCAUCGGACCGGAGCACCUGAUGAGGCACCUCCAGACGGUCAUGCAGAACACUCUCUACACCUGCCCGACACCUUUACAGGCAGCCGUGGCUCAAGGCAUGCAGCAUAACUUUGAGCUGAUGGGUCGGCCCGAGUGCUACUUCUCGUCGCUGGCGGAAGAACUCGAGGGCAAGAGGGACCGCAUGGCCGCCAUCCUGCGGGAGGCCGGCAUGUCGCCCGUCAUUCCCGAGGGAGGCUACUUCAUGCUGGUGGACGUCACGCCGCUCAAUCAGGACCUGUCGCAUAUGGUCGAAGACGAGGCCUACGACUACAAGUUUGUGAAGUGGAUGAUUAAAGAAAAGAAACUGGCGGCCAUUCCUGUCACAGCGUUUGUCGGAGAGGAGUCCAAGAAGCAGUUUGAGAAAUACAUUCGCUUUUGCUUCAUUAAGCAAGACAGUACUCUCGACGCAGCGGAGGCCAUCCUGAAAAACUGGAAGAAGAUUUAACGGGACGUGGCGUCUCAGGACGGAGCGAAACGGGAGCGAACUGUAUUAUCUCACACAGGAAGUUGGUAAAAUGCCAAAAGUGAAACGGCGACUAGCGCCUCGUGUUCCAGUGAGAGGUCCUCGGCCGACGGGUUCAUUAAAGGAAAAGUGUUAAACUAAGAGGGCGUGUUGAAGUUUGGAAGUCGGAUUGGACCCAUCUGCUAUAUCUGGUGCUCUUUAUGUCCAAUAAAAAAUGUCAAGCACUUAAAUGAUACCUUCAGGUAAUCAAACUAAACUUUAACAUACAUCCCCAGUCUGUAUAGAUAGCAAUAAGAAUAGAAUAUACACUUUUAGGUUGUUGUGCACUUAUCAGCAUUUGUUUAUGCACGGAAAACAUCGAGACGAUGCUCUUUUCCAUUAGUAAACACUUUCUUUAUAAUAUACUAUUCUUCAAAAAGAGAAUCAUGUGGUCCUGAUGAGCGCAGCAGACGUGGACUCGAUGGAUGGGGUUGCUUUCUGAUGUCACUGACUAAAUGGAGGAAGUCGGCAUGUUAACCAGCACGAGUCUCUCCACCCCGCGGUUCUGUUGACUUAAAUCACUUUAAUUAAUAAAUCCUGUCCUUUGCGCUCUGCAGUG